Salvia splendens (bonfire salvia) is the source of this 1914-nucleotide messenger RNA. Its product is annotated as probable disease resistance protein At1g12290. The record is from RefSeq and is a predicted model, not a curated record. Bases 1 to 1914 code for a protein of 637 amino acids. Lineage: Eukaryota; Viridiplantae; Streptophyta; Magnoliopsida; Lamiales; Lamiaceae. The transcript has a single exon.
AUGCAUGAACAACUUGAUCAACUCGAAAAAGGAGCAAAAAAAUGGUCAAUUCUGAAGACAAACGGGGAUGUUUAUAAAGUAUUGAAAUAUAGUUUUGAUCGGCUGAAUAGGAAUCAUCAAAGUCAGAGUAAUGAGUUCAAUACGUUACAACAUUGUUUCCUGCAUUGCGCGUUGUAUCCUGAAGAUGAAGAAAUAACGAGAGACCGUUUGGUUAUAGAGUUCAUUUCAGGAGGGUUGUUGGAUGAAAGAAAGACAAGAAGAGCACAAGUUCAGCAAGGACAUUCCAUAUUGGAUAAAUUAGUGAAUGUGUGCUUAUUGAAAAGGUGUGUUGUUCAAGGUGUGUUUGGUCCUAUAGAAGGCGUGAAGAUGCAUGAUCUUGUAAGAGUUAUGACAUUAAAGAUAUGUGAGGGGAAAUAUAUGGUAAGAGCAGGUGAUUGGUCUUUGAAGGAAAUUCCCAAAGAAGCAGAAUGGGCAAAGGAUCUGGAGAAGGUGUCCUUUAUGAAAAGUGGCAUAACGAGAAUUGAAGAUGGAAUGUCUCCCGAUUGUCCUAAGCUCUCAACAUUGCUUUUACGGGAUAAUGUUUAUUUGGUGUUUAUUCCAGAUUCGUUCUUUUCUAAAAUGCAAGGACUAUGCACUCUUGAUUUGUGCUGCACUGACAUAACAAUGCUGCCAAACCCAAUCUGUUCCGUGAAGAGCCUCAAGGCAUUGCUCCUUGAGUGGUGUGAAUAUCUAGAAAAUGUGCCAUACUUGGGAGAGAUAAAAGAACUCAGGGAGUUAAACCUCUCGAAUACAACCAUCAAGGAAGUCCCUCAAGGAGUUGGGGAAUUAUUCAAUCUCAAAUUCCUCGCAAUGAAUGCGCGUAAGUUGAAGAUGCUUCCAAGAAGAUUGUUUCAUAAACUUGGGAAUCUUCAGCACUUGGAAUUACCAUUGCAUAUAGAAGUAGAAGUUGAAGAAAUUAAGAGUCUGAAACUGCUAGAGGAGUUUAUUGAAAGAGUGGAAAAUAUGAAAGAUUUGAAGUCUUUGAUUACAAGUUGGGGAAGUCGGGUGCGUGACACUUGCUACACAAUAAGAGUGGGAUCAUAUGGCGGCUAUAUAUUCAAUAAAAGAGAAGGAAUAUGUCAUAAUAAAGAGUUGUUCUUGUUGGAAUACAACCUUAAAGAUGAGAGAGUAUUAGCAGAGGGAAUUGUGCAGCAAUGUGAGGGUCUUGGCAUAUGCUUUGUGGAUGGAUUGAAGAGAUUGAGAAUUGAAAGAUGUGAAGGAAUAGAGUACAUUUUGAGGAGUGAGGCAGGAUUAUCAUCUCAAAUCUCUGCUCUUGAAGAAAUUAAACUGUAUGAGUUGGAUGAUAUGAAGGGGUUGAUCGAAAAGGAGGAAAUAGGAGCAUCAGCUGUACUUCCACAACCUGUGUUUUCCUCUCUGACACAGCUAGUAAUUAAUAAAUGUAACAGGAUAAAGAUACCACUAUCAGGAGUUCCCAACCUCAAAGCUAUUCUUAUCAGCCACUGUUGGAAUAUAGAAGAGAUAUUCGAAACAAGUUCCCUCACCCUCCCUAAAUUAAAAUAUCUAAUGUUACAUGAGCUGCCAAGUCUGAGGAAGGUGGGGAUACUACUAUAUGGAGUUCCCAACCUUGAACUUAUUAAUAUAAGAGAGUGUAAAGAAGUAGAAGAGAUAUUCGAAGAUGAAGGAACAAGUUCCCUCACCCUCCCUAAAUUGAAAAGGUUGAAGUUGAAAGAUCUUCCAAAACUGAAGAGCCUAUGCAAGGGAACAACCAUCAUUUGCAACUCCAUUGAAGCUAUCUUCAUAAAAGAGUGCCCAAGAUUGAUGAAUAAACCUCCUGUGGUUGUGGAUUUCGGCUGUGCCUCGACGAUGUCAGAUAAGGGUGAACCCAGAAUUGUGGAAAUCAUUGAAGUCGGAUGA